This is a messenger RNA of Pararge aegeria (speckled wood butterfly), 1191 nucleotides long. RefSeq lists its product as uncharacterized. The record is from RefSeq and is a predicted model, not a curated record. The transcript has 2 exons. Bases 379 to 1176 code for a protein of 265 amino acids. NCBI's taxonomy places the organism in Eukaryota, Metazoa, Arthropoda, Insecta, Lepidoptera, Nymphalidae.
GCGGCGACGCCCCUCUCUCACCGCAGUCGUCGCUCGGCCCGUGCGCGAACGAACGUACGCGAACGAACAACCGAACGUUCUUCGGUGCUCGAUUUAGACCACAAUGUAAAACAAACGUAGCAUAAUAACUCCAUAACCGGUUUCCGUAGCAACCGCUAGUUUUACCCGACUAAAUUAAAAACGUAGUUAUUUAACCGCAAACUUGCAUCGUUGCGUUGUUUUGUCCACAAUUACAGUUUUCACACCUGAAUUUGUUUAUAUUUGACACUACAAGUUAUUAUUUGACGUUGUGUUGAUUUAUCGCCAAAGCAUAAUAAUUAAUUAGAAUUGUGACCUUGAUUUAAGUUUGAACAAUACACGUGAUAUUGCAUACCAAAAAUGACUCGAAUGAUGGAAUGGUCAAAUAAAGAAGUGAUACGAUUAGUAAAAGCGUAUAAAGCGAAGAGAAUGCUAUGGGAUCCUCUCCACGAUCUUUACCACGUCCAGACUGCGAAGUACGAAGCGUGGUGUGAGCUAGCAGAACCCUAUGGAUGCGAAAUUGUGGAGUUAAGAAAGAAGUUUAACUCGAUUUUCGCGUCGUACCGCCGCGAAAAGGCGAAAAUUCGCACGGGCGGAACCUCUUUCUGGUUCCUUUACAAGUAUCUGAGCUUCCUUCCGAGCCAUAUGGACCAAGAGAAAUCCGAAAAGGCAAAGAAAACCAGUAAGAAACCUCUUUCGGAAGAACCGGACGAGCCGCCAGAUGAACCGCCUUCAGAUCCCGAAGAGUACGAAGACAUCGGCAGCAGUAGCCCAGUCCAUAUAAUAGUAAAAGAGGAAACGGAAAUCACACCUCAAUCCCCACCAAGGUACUUCCUCACUAAACCUAAUACCACCUUAAUCCACAAAAGAAGAAGAGAAAAAGAGGACUUUGAUAAGCAGAAUACAAUAGAAAGCAAACUCUUGAAACGAACCAAAUUGUAUAAGAAGAAGGACGAAUGCGACAGCUUUGGUGAAUACAUAGCUAUUGCGCUGAGGAAACACGACGAUAAAACGAAAUCGAUGAUAAAACAAGCUAUUAAUAACAUACUAUUUGAACAGGAGAUGAAGAAAUACAAUUCUGGACAGUAUGCUGUGAUCUAUACGGGAGUUGAAGAAAACCCGCUCAUUGUACCCAAUGACUGCGAAAAUAAAUGUUGAUUUGCUAAAACUUUA